Oncorhynchus keta (chum salmon) is the source of this 2364-nucleotide messenger RNA. RefSeq lists its product as uncharacterized. The coding region runs from base 819 to 1637 and encodes 272 amino acids. The record is from RefSeq and is a predicted model, not a curated record. NCBI's taxonomy places the organism in Eukaryota, Metazoa, Chordata, Actinopteri, Salmoniformes, Salmonidae. The transcript has 3 exons.
AUAGUGGACUUGUUUGUCACGUUCUCUCAUCAGAAGAGUGGCUAGAUCCCAAAUUAUACCCUAUUCCCUAUAUAGAACACUACUAUAGACCAGAGCCCUAUUCCCUAUAUAGUACACUACUGUUGACCAGGGCCAUAUUCCCUAUAUAGUACACUACUGUUGACCAGGGCCAUAUUCCCUAUAUAGUACACUACUGUUGACCAGAGCCCUAUUCCCUAUAUAGUGCACUAAUUUUGACCAGAGCCCUAUUCCCUAUAUAGUACACUACUGUUGACCAGGGCCAUAUUCCCUAUAUAGUACACUACUGUUGACCAGGGCCAUAUUCCCUAUAUAGUGCACUACUUUAGACCAGAGCCCUAUUCCCUAUAUAGUGCACUAAUUUUGACCAGAGCCCUAUUCCCUAUAUAGUACACUACUGUUGACCAGGGCCAUAUUCCCUAUAUAGUGCACUACUUUAGACCAGAGCCCUAUUCCCUAUAUAGUGCACUAAUUUUGACCAGAGCCCUAUUCCCUAUAUAGUACACUACUGUUGACCAGGGCCAUAUUCCCUAUAUAGUGCACUAAUUUUGAUCAGAGGCCUAUGAGGAAUAGGGGGGCAAUUGGGACGCAGCCUGUAUGUGAAACUGGUCAGUUUUUAAAUGUUUCUGAGGUUCUUAUUGGUUGUCUGAUUCUCUGACCAUGUCUGUGGUUGUUAUGGUUACCGACUGUUUUGGUUGUUGUUUCUUUGUUCUGUUUAUCUCUCUCUUUUUGUGGUUUAACUGUCUGUGGUCAGGUUCUGGCCAAUCAGAUGGCUCUGUGGUCAGGUUCUGGCCAAUCAGAUGGCUCUGUGGUCAGGUUCUGGCCAAUCAGAUGGCUCUGUGGUCAGGUUCUGGCCAAUCAGAUGGCUCCGUGGUCAGGUUCUGGCCAAUCAGAUGGCUCCGUGGUCAGGUUCUGGCCAAUCAGAUGGCUCUGUGGUCAGGUUCUGGCCAAUCAGAUGGCUCUGUGGUCAGGUUCUGGCCAAUCAGAUGGCUCUGUGGUCAGGUUCUGGCCAAUCAGAUGGCUCUGUGGUCAGGUUCUGGCCAAUCAGAUGGCUCUGUGGUCAGGUUCUGGCCAAUCAGAUGGCUCUGUGGUCAGGUUCUGGCCAAUCAGAUGGCUCUGUGGUCAGGUUCUGGCCAAUCAGAUGGCUCUGUGGUCAGGUUCUGGCCAAUCAGAUGGCUCUGUGGUCAGGUUCUGGCCAAUCAGAUGGCUCUGUGGUCAGGUUCUGGCCAAUCAGAUGGCUCUGUGGUCAGGUUCUGGCCAAUCAGAUGGCUCUGUGGUCAGGUUCUGGCCAAUCAGAUGGCUCUGUGGUCAGGUUCUGGCCAAUCAGAUGGCUCUGUGGUCAGGUUCUGGCCAAUCAGAUGGCUCUGUGGUCAGGUUCUGGCCAAUCAGAUGGCUCUGUGGUCAGGUUCUGGCCAAUCAGAUGGCUCUGUGGUCAGGUUCUGGCCAAUCAGAUGGCUCUGUGGUCAGGUUCUGGCCAAUCAGAUGGCUCUGUGGUCAGGUUCUGGCCAAUCAGAUGGCUCUGUGGUCAGGUUCUGGCCAAUCAGAUGGCUCUGUGGUCAGGUUGUGACUACUGCUGUCUAACUUCUCCUGGAGGACCCCUGGUGUUUCUGAUAGUUUAACUUCCGUCCAGCUCGGGAUUCAAUCAAAGGAUUGUGGAUUAUGAGCAAACCACACUAGACUGUUCAAUCUAAUGUUCAGCUGACAUCCGCAGCGUUUACCAUGACAACCAUCUCCACGAAGGUCAGAGGAAUGAGCUGGUUAACGGUGCAUCGUCCACAGGUGUCGUGGACAGUUCGCCUUUGGUUGAAUCCCAGCCGUCUCAUUCAGACCUGGGACACCAAAUCAUGUAUCAAUUACAUGUCCCAAAAUGGCACCCUAUUCCCUAUAUAGUCCCCUACCUUUGACCAGAGGCCCCCGGGGUAACGGGAGGCCCCCGGGGUAACGGGAGGCCCACGGGGGAACGGGAGGCCCACGGGGGAACGGGAGGCCACAGGGGAAGCAGUGUCUUGUCAACCCUCCAGGCCUAGUUUGACCUCACAGGGGAGGCAGUCUGUCAGCCCUCCAGGUCUAGUUUGACCUCACAGGGGAGGCAGUCUGUCAGCCCUCCAGGUCUAGUUUGACCUCACAGGGGAGGCAGUCUGUCAGCCCUCCAGGUCUAGUUUGACCUCUCAUCUCCCUGGUUAAAUGGAACUGGACUCGUCACUCGCUGCUUCUCAAUGUUUUAUGGAGUGUCUGUAUGUUAUUAUAUCAUCACAUUUUAAAACUACUUAUGUGUUGACCUCUAAGUACCCUGUGAACUAUUUUGAUUGAGAAAAAAUACAAAUAAAUAAAUAGAUUUAUGUCAAA